This is a messenger RNA of Spinacia oleracea (spinach), 3949 nucleotides long. RefSeq lists its product as uncharacterized. Gene Ontology annotation, molecular function: protein kinase activity; ATP binding; protein serine/threonine phosphatase activity. Bases 218 to 3436 code for a protein of 1072 amino acids. The transcript is spliced from 20 exons. Gene Ontology annotation, biological process: protein dephosphorylation; protein phosphorylation. Lineage: Eukaryota; Viridiplantae; Streptophyta; Magnoliopsida; Caryophyllales; Amaranthaceae. The record is from RefSeq and is a predicted model, not a curated record.
AUAAAGGUCCUAUAGCUAUAAAUAACACGAAAUUCAAUUUGAUUUAAGUUGGCGUAAUUUUCUUGUAUGCUCAAACUUUUCAGAUCCCUCCCUCCCCCCAUUUUCUGUUGAAGAUGGAAAUUCAAAAACCAAUUCAACAAAUAAAUUUAAUCCAAAGAGGAAAAACCCUAGAAAUUCGCACGAAAAUUGCAUUCAAAAGCUUAAUUUAGCAGAAAUAAUGGAUAAAACCCUAGAAUUCCACGUAUUGGGGCUUUGCUUAUUCCUGUUAGUAAUCACUUGUUAUUCAGCUGAAUCAUCGACAUGUUUGACAGUAUAUAAGGAAGGAGGAGCUCCGGCGGUGUUCAAAUCCCCAAAAUGCCCUCGCUGGAAGCUCUCCCAUCACCAAUCUCCGCCGGGAAGCUCCAGGUGUCAUGUCGCCGUUCAUCAAGGUCGCCGGAGUUCGCAGGAGGAUCGCAUUUCAUGUGCCCUCGAUGUCAGAAUUCCGUUCCCUGGUCCUAGUGGAUUUACAGAGGUUGAUGUGGGCAUUGUGGCCGUUUUCGAUGGUCAUAAUGGCUCCGAAGCUAGUGACAUGGCUUCAAAUCUUUUGUUGGAGUACCUUAUUCUGCACACUUACUUUCUUCUUGAUGCAACAUUUCCUUCCUUUUUAAAAAAAUCCAUGGGAAGAUUGUCAAACAAGGAAAUUGUUACAUUUUCUUCUCAAUUCUUCAAGGAUAGAGAAUGGAUUCUGCAUUUUAUCGAUCAGCAGAGGCAUAAGUCUCGAGAAAUGUUUGGGGAAUCAUUUCAUUUGGAAAUACUGAAGGAAGCAUUGUUAAGAACAAUCACUGACAUUGACACCACAUUUUCCAAGGAGGCCCUCAGGUUCCACCUUGAUUCGGGUUCUACAGCCACAGUUGUUUUGAUUGUAGAUGGUCAGAUAUUGGUUGCAAAUUUAGGAGACUCAAAAGCUCUUUUGUGCUCAGAGCAGUAUCAGCCUCUUUCUGAAGCUAAAGCCACUGCUUUAAGGAUAUAUAGGCAAAAAAGACGUAACGGUGCUGUAUUGCGAUUUAAGGAUUGCGAAACAUGUAAAAUAGUGGCUUCCAAGGGAUUAAAGCUUUUGGUUGUGAAAGAAUUGACUAGAGAUCAUCGGCCAGACAGGGAUGAUGAGAAGUUCCGAGUUGAAAAUGCUGGUGGUUAUGUUGUUGAGUGGAGUGGAGUUCCUCGUGUUAAUGGACGUCUUGCUGUGUCUAGGGCUAUUGGGGAUGUGCCUUUUAAAAGAUAUGGUGUUAUAGCUGCUCCAGAGAUUACAGGUUGGCAACUCCUGAAUGACAAUGAUAGCUACCUCAUAGCUGCUUCUGAUGGUGUUUUUGAGGGGUUGGACACGCAGGAUGUCUGUGAUCUGCUGUGGGAAGUCCAGAACGAUGACCUCUCAGGAUCACAUGUCUCGCCAGCCUGCUCAGAUUCUUUAGCUGAUUGCAUAAUAAGCGCUGCCUUUGAGAGAGGGAGUGCAGAUAAUAUGGCUGCUGCUGUGGUUCCAUUAAGAUUAAUGAGUUUGUCGAAUACCUCUCUGAAUGCUGAAGAAGUUCCUAUCAGCCUUGUUCAACUGAAACAUGCUUAUCCAGUUGUGGCAAAGUUUGCCAGAUUAUUGGUGGAAAGCAAGGAAGAUAAUUUUGGCUGUUACUAUUUGUACGAGAACCUUAAGGAAAAUGAGGAGGAUACAUUUAGUCAUCCAGAAGAUGAAAAAUCAGAAGAUUUUUAUGACAUCCCUCCUGCUCUACCUGGGCGUCUCGAUCAUACCUGUGGAGAAUCUGUGAAAUUAAAUGUGGAGAACUCCUUUUGCUUUCAUUUUGGGAUGAUCUCCGAUGGAAGCAGAGAUGAGAGCAGAUAUCCUGAAGAUCUUUCCAGUUUCCUUGCUCUGCUUGAAUCAAUCCCUCUUCAGCAUGCUGAAUCGAGUUUUGGAUCAUUUGAGGACGUGAAGCCUGAAAUGAGGUAUAUUCUAAGGAAAAGAUUCGGCCAGGGAGCGUAUGGCGAGGUUUGGUUGGCUUUUCGAUGGAAUUGUUCUCAACGAGAUAAUGCUCGUAACUGGAAUCAGAAUAAUGGAACUUUUUCCAGACACCAUCUUAAUAUGGAGUCAUUUGAUGACAUUUCAGGAAACUUUUCAUCAAGUAAUGAUUGUCCUAAUGGCUCCUCUGAUGGUAACUUAUUCAUUAUAAAGCGCAUAAUGGUGGAGAGAGGAUCUGCUGUUUACUUAAGUGGGUUGCGAGAGAAGUAUUUUGGUGAAAUAUUCUUAAAUGCUUCAACAUCUCUUGGAGGGUUUGUAUCAUCUACUGUGUCAAGCUCUGUAUUUAGAAAACCUGGAGCCAAUCUAUAUGGUCCCUUUGGAACAGAUAAAAAUCAUAAAAUUGUUGUCCAGGAGAGUGAGGACUCUGAGAAUCCUGAAGAUAUGUUCAUUCAAGGAAAUGGAACCCGGGCAGUGGUUUAUGAAGAAGGCCUCGAUCAUAUUGCAAGAUAUGUGGAAUCCUUCGAGUCUCGUUCUAGUGAAAUAUGGCUUGUGUUUAGGCAUGAAGGCAUAUCUUUGUCAAAGCUUAUGUAUACAACCGACGAUAUUGAUGAAAUUUCUUCAAAAAGAGCUGGACAUGCUCAAGUAUUGCACCCAUCAAAAUGGUGGCAUUGGCUUAAGACCACAAAAGCAGGACAAGAGGAAAUGCGAAGUCUUAUCUGGCAAUUGUUGAUGGCACUUAAGUCUUGUCAUGACCGUAACAUUACCCACAGAGAUAUUAAACCCGAGAACAUGGUAAUCUGCAUUGAAGAUCAGGAUACAGGAGAAUGCUUUAAGGGAAAACCAAAUGGAGAGCUCAAAGAUGGGGGAAGAAUGCGUAUUAUUGACUUUGGUAGUGCAAUUGAUGACUUCACCAUAAGGCGUUUCUAUGGGUUUCGAGGCCCGUCUAGAGCUGAGCAGACAUAUGAGUACACUCCCCCUGAAGCUUUAUUGAAUACUACUUGGUUUCAGGGACCAACAAGCAAAACUCUCAAGUACGAUAUGUGGAGUGUUGGAGUAGUAUUCUUGGAGAUGGUAUUGGGUUCACCAGAUGUUUUCCAGAUUAGCUCUUUAUCCCAUGCCCUUCUGGAUAAGCUUCUUGGAGGAUGGAAUGAAGACUUGAAGGAGCUUGCAUAUAGGCUUAGGUCCUUCAUGGAAAUGUGCAUAUUAGUCCCUGGCCAUUCCACUACACAUCAUCCUGGCAAGGGUCCACAUGACCAGGCUAAAGCUUCACCAGCUUCAUGGAAAUGCUCUGAAGAAUUUUUCUCAAACCUUAUAAAAAGUAAAGAUCCUCUUAAUAUAGGGUUUCCGAAUAUCUGGGCCAUGCGUCUAGUUCGACAGCUACUACGUUGGGACCCGGAUGAUCGAUUGACUGUUGAUGACGCUCUGCAGCAUCCUUAUUUUCAAUCACCUCCCAGCUGAUCAUUGGAACUAUAAAGUGCACUCUUUGGCGAAAAAGGAAACAAUUGGGACAGGGGUUGGGAUGUUACGAUUAGUAAUGGGAAAGAUAACUCGAGCUAAGACUCUUAUUGCAGAUUCUUAUUCUUGAUCAUGGUUUCUUGGGACAUUGUACUUCAAGACCAAGAAUCUAGGGUUCAUUUUCUAAGUUUAUGUCAUCAAAGUUGCCAAAGUUGAUGAAUCCCAGGAGCUGUAACCUUCUCAAAUUCAAACACACAUACAAAGAGGGGUGAAAAGUGACCUAUUCUGCCCCCGUUCUUGACCGUUGUACAUAAGUCAUCCAGAGUUGUAGUACAAGUAGCUAUACUGUGUUUUCUGAAGAUUAGAAGGGUCAAUUUCACCAUGUAAAAGCAGAGUUGUAAAAGAUGUGUAUUCUUGUAAGUUGUAAGCUGUAACUGUAAUUAUGUAUCAGUUACCAGACUUCAGAUACAUUUUAGUGCUACGAGCUUAUGACUGCUGUCGUAUAACUAUUGAUUU